UGGAAAAUAGUGCUAACCGGGAAUCAUUUCAGGUGACUUCACAGAAUAUUUCCAAUGAAAAGAUGGCGGACGAAGACAACCUUAUAAAAGUCGUUGCAAAAACGACAAAUACUAAAGAGACCAUCGAGAUCGAACCGAAUGCCACAAUCGGACAGGUAGCUGUGAUUUUGAGCUUUAAUACUGACGUAAAUCAAAGGGAAUUUACAUUAAAUUUGGUAUAUAUUUGUCUAGUUCAAAGCAAAGGUUUCGCCAAAAUUCAAUGACACGCCGGUUGCACAGCUAUGCCUCAUAUUUGCUGGGAAAAUCUUAAAAGAUGAAGAAACCUUAGAACAUUAUGGUAGGGACAUCGCUUGUACAGUUCGCUUGAAUGAUUUUUAAAUACGUGUUGAAUGAGUGGUCGCCUUUGUUCUGUUCAUGCAAUAUAAUAUAAAUUUCAAAACAUAACAAAUGAUCAGACUUCUAAUGAAUAUUAAUAUUUCGAAUAUUUAUAUGUUAUACUCCAUAUUCUUUGUUCUAUACUUUGGGAAGAGUGUAUAAGGCAAAUUUUGUGGAUGGAAAAAAUAUGCAAUGGUUGUGUAUAUUUUUAUUCUUUCCCAAACAAAACCCUGAACCAAAUGUAAAUAAAAGUGAAAGCAUGGUACUGUAGUUGAAUUAAAGAAUAAUGUACUUUGAACUCUGAUAGUCUGAUUGGCUAUUGCUCCAACCCCUUUCCCCACAUCACAUGGUCGUUCAUAUCGACUGGCGGGAGGGUGCAAUGGCCAAACAAUUCUGUCGUCAAAGAACAUAUAGUGAAGCCUGGUAACAAUGCCAUCAAAGAUUAAAUUAUUGAUGGCAAUUUUUUGAUGAUGAUUAUCAGAUGCUUAUACAGUUAAGCAAUCUACCAGUUAAGCAAUCUAUAUAUAUAUAUAUAUAUAUAUCCUUGGUAGAUUGCUUAGUUUAUUGACAGAUAAUCAGUAUAGGCAACGUUGUUACAUGUUGCAUUCUAACGCAAUAUGUUAAAUUAAAUUAAUGUGUGAAGCGUGCCAUUUAUAAUUUAACGGUUUUAAUGAUCUUUGGUUGCAGUAACACGUUGGAAAUUAUCUUAAAAAGUCGACAUGAAUGACGUCACCUUUACCCGGUCGACUGAUAUUAUGUCAUCAUUAUAAAAUCGGUAUCAGGUAGAUUGUGGCAUGAAUAAUUGGUAAUUUUCAAUAAUGUUGCACAAUCAGUCACUCACUAUAAUACAUGAAAUGGAUCAUUCCAGAAAACGUCCAUACCUUCCCACAGAGGAAAUUAGAAGUUAAACCCGGCCCUAAUACAUCCUUUCGGAUUUCCUAAUACACUUAUUAUUAUUAGGAACAAGUUUUUCUCCCCUCCCCCUCCGUACGGCAAAAAUUUCCUCCAUGGGGGAAGUGUUGUUCUUUUCUGGAACAUUCCAGAUGACCUUAAAAUUAUCUAUGAGAGAGAAAGAAUUGCUGCCAAGAAAAACUGGUGAACUGUCUAAAUUAUUGACACAUUUUUGCCUACGAUGAUUUACCAAAAUUGCAAGAGUUGUUAAAACAAGUUAGUUUAUUGUAAUAUUUUCCAGGGAUUAAAGAUGGCCUCACCGUUCAUUUGGUGAUAAAGUCAGCAAACAGAGUAUGUUAAUUAAUACUUUUUUAAUUCUUAAAGAUAUUGGAAAAUUGUUCAUCUUCAUAGAUUAAUUAUUUUCAAAAUAUUCAGGCACAACAACAGGCAGCAGAACACGCUACUAGACAGGUAAAUAUCAAUACAGACAUCGAAAGACUUUGUUUCUUUGAACAAACACAGUUUGAUUACAGUGUGUAACGGUGUAAAGAAACAGCCGGUAAGCCUAUAUGUUGCAAAUAAAAAAGCACGCGAAAGAAGCAGAGAAGAUCUUGUCAGAGUCUUAUUUUGACAUUGUUAAAUCACAGUUAAUAAAAUAGGAGGUUAAAUCGAUAGUUGUUAAAAAUAGCUUGCGGCGGCACCUUUGAACUUUCAUCCCGGCAACCAGGCCAUUGCCAGCCUGCUUGUGAGUGUUUAUAUGGACAAAUUUUCAUCUCGGUAAAUGAGAUUGUGCCUCUUUCAAACCAGAUCUUGGCAACCGGCCCAGCAAUUUCUCCAUAUAAACCAGAUGAUCUUGAUAUGCGGAAAAGUACUGGCACUAGUUGUCAAAUAGAAAUCCAUUUUAUGAUUAAAACAACUAAAUAUCUCCAGUAAUAUACUUUAUUUCGAUUCCAUAUUUUUGUCAGAGCUAGAGUUCUCAUAACCAAACAUAAUUACAAAAUUUUAACUAGUUUCAUAAAGAAUAACGAAAGAUAUAAUUGACUGAAUACAUCAAAAUGGAUUUCUAUUCGGACAACCCUUUCUGAGCGCUGAUUGGCUAAAAUACGAACACGAGAUCACCUGGAACACAUGGUAAUUUUUACUAUAAAAAUAUUUCACAGCGAGAUCUUGCUUACCGGGCUGUCUCGCUAAGUGGGUCAGCCUGGCUUCCAUAUAAACAGCCCCUUAAAUGAAAAGACACAAUUCUCCUAGAUAGUUCUUAAUAAUGCUGGUAGUACUACUAUCUAUUUCAAUGUUUGAUUCAAAUUGGUUUGAUCAAAUUAGUAUUGCACCAAGUAUAAUUUGAUGAAAGUGAGUGACAUUGUCAACCUUCUAUUUAAAUCUAAUGAUCUUAUGAUGUUAUUUAGCCACCCUCAUCAGGGACGUCCACCACACCACCAGCCAGCAAUCCUCCAAGACCAUCAUCAAACACGCCAACUCCGCCACCGAUGUUUGGCGGACUUCCUCCCGGAAUGGGGAUGGGUAAUGAUAUUUUGCCAUAAUUGCAAUUUUAACACUCUGACUGCGUAUGCAUUCCAAUACGCCCUUUCCUGUAAGUACUUUAUCUUGGCUGUACAGCCUCGUUCUUGUGAUUGAGAUGUUGGGCUUUAACUAAUCUCACACAUGAAAAUGAAGCUCUAUGGCCACCAUCUAAAUUAUUAUAGCAUUAUUUUACAGAUAAAGCACAAAACUGACUAAAGAUACUUUUUAAGUUUGUUUGCCGCUUGAGAAACGUAUAAAAAAUUAUGAAUAUAGUGACAUAACCAAGAAAAAAAAUAUAUUCACUAGUUUUGAGUGCAUGUUACGUAACAUACAAGAGAUUCUCCUCUUACUGCAAUGGAUCCACAUCUACAGUAUACAUAUACUGUAUGCCCCAAAGCUGUAAUCAACUGUUCGCUAAUGUAUACAAAUAACUUUAAUUUCAGGUGAUAUGCAGCAAAUGCAACAACAGGUUAGCAUUUAAGAUGCUUGAAAUUCCUAAUGUUAAAAAACUUUUCAAUAAUAAUUUAAAACAUUAUUUAUUUUUGAUUUUUCACAAUCAAUUAGUUGAUGAAUAAUCCUGAAAUGAUGCAGCAAAUGUUCGAGAACCCAUUAAUACAGGUAUUAGUUUAUUGCCUUUCAAAUUUUCAUUGAAUUUUUCCAAGAAUAAAUCUCAUAUUCUCAAAUUAAACAUUUCAUAGAACAUGAUGUCAAAUCCAGAACUUAUUCAACAGAUGAUUAUGAGCAACCCACAAAUGCAGCAAUUGGUCGAGGUAAAUGCAAUAAAUUGCUAAAUUGGGAUGGUUUGGGGUUUUUUCCAACUACUUAUAAUAAUACUUAUGUUAUGAAAUUUACAACAAUAUUUUUUCCCAUUCCAGCGAAGUCCAGAAAUUUCUCAUAUAUUAAAUAAUCCGGACUUGAUGCGGCAGGUAGGUUAACAUUUCCAGACAGCAUGAAUUUGAAUUGGUUUCAAGCUGAUGUGCCCUAUUUUAUUGGGUGCUGCCACUCAAUGAGUUAAUAGCUUUGGAAAACAAUUUAUACUGUUGAUUUAGUCAAACAAUUUUGUAUAAUACAUCAUAUUGUUUGCUUUUUGCCGCUGCUGUAUAGACAUUGGAAAUGGCGCGUAACCCUGCUGUUAUGCAAGAAAUGAUGCGAAAUCAAGACAGAGCUUUGAGUAAUUUAGAGGUACUGUAUGUCUCAAUGUUUACAAUACUGCACAAUGGUUUGGAUGGCUGCUUUUCUACCCAGCCUCUUUGAGACACUGGUUGCAUUCAAGACUUUUAGUCGUACCUGACUGGUACUCCCAAUAAUUAUUGCGGGCGGCAUACUUGAGCUAGUACAAACUCAAGGUGUACUUUGAGUCUUUAAAAUGAAGUACAUAAAGUAAAGGUUUCUGAAAGGUAUUCAUUCAGCAACCUAAAACUACGAGUUAGAACAAGAAGGACAAUACUAGAAUCGACUCAUUCCUUAGGCUUGCCUAGUCCCAUCAGUCCAAUAUUUUUUCAUGCCAUGACAUGUCGGACGUGCCCAUAUGCCGGAUUAAUUACGGUUUGAAUACAUUUGGUUUGGAAAGGUCAUAUGGUACCAGCAAAAUGUAAGUACGCAAAGGUGUUCACCCAGCCGAAAUCAUUGGUAUAGACGUAACAUAGGACAUUCUGGCAAUUUGAAAUAUGGUUAUGGGUUAUAAUUUCAGACUACAAUAUAGUCAUGUAAAGUGUGCUUACAGGUAUAACAAGUCCUUGCAUUUGUUUAAAAUCUUAUUUUUAGAGUCUACCGGGUGGUUUUAAUGCGUUGAGAAGAAUGUACACAGAUAUUCAGGAACCCAUGAUGAAUGCAGCCACUGAACAAGUGCGUGAAUUUCAAUGAAUAUACUUUUUAGACAUGCACGUUUCAACAUAUUACACGUACAUGUAGUUGUACAUUCUUUCGCUCGUCCCGACUGCUUUUAAUAGCCCAUUUAUACACGUAGACAGAUCAUCAGGCUUGUGUAAAUACGAGGCCUACAACAAGCUACAAUAAUACACUUUGCAAUGAAAAGUUUUCAAAACCUAGAAUCUUUUUGGCGUACUGCGGUACCUCUCAAAAUUGCUUUGUUUAGCUUUAUUCUCUAGUUUAUACAUUUAGCUACCUUUUUAAAUGCAUUUGCCAGUUAAGAAAGGACAAAAUUGUCAUUAUUGAUGCUUUAAGAUAGCGACGUCAUAUUUACAGCUCAAUAUAAGCAAAACUUAUUGGACUUCGGACAUCAUUUUCUCUUUGGCGUACCAUCUAAAAUCUCUUCAUUUUAGCAUUAUUUUACAAAUAAAGCACUAUAAACAUACUUUUUAAGUUUGUUUGCCGCUUGAGAAACGUAUUACUAUCGAAAAAUAAAAAUUUUGAAUGUAGUCAUAAGUGGUAUAUUAUACAAUACUCAUUUAUUUUCGCAUAGUUUCAGAAUGCCCAGAGCAAUCCGUUUUCAGCGCUGCUAGGAGGCACAGCUGCAAAUGGCGCAGCAAACAGCAACACCCCACCUCAGCCUGGCAUAGAAAACACGUCACCAUUACCGAAUCCGUGGCAACCGUCGUCUGGUGGCACGGCCCCCACGCGGCCUGUCAUACCCACGCCCCCCACAACCUCUUCCACUGGUUCUACGACUGCCGGCUCAACAACGACUUCAAGGUAAAGUCCUGUUUUGAUAAGAUGACGUCAGAGCGAGUCGAUUUGGUGGCGGUACAGUCAUUGCGUUGUAAUUGUCGGGUUGAAAAGUUGCUCAGAGGGUCUUAAUUAAGUCAUCCCGCUAGCUACACACGUAAAAACGUACAAGUUGUAACAAACCUGCAGCAGACUUGUAGCAAUGCUGUUCCAACAACUUGUCAACAGGAUGUGUUCGCACUGCUUGUUCCCAGCUUGUUGACAACUUGCUACAAAGUUGUUGAGCUCAACAGACCUGUUACAUGUUGUUCCAACAACUUGUUAUCGUCCUGCAAAUCAACAAUUUGUCAGCAAAUUGUGAGUGACAACCUUGUAACAACUUGAUGAAAUAACAGCGUUGUUACAACUUGUUGACAAGCUUGCCAUAAUCCUGUUGCGAACACAUCUUGUGAGAUCUUUACGUGUUUACAUGCGUAAAAACGCACAAGUUAUUACAGAUCGGUAUGUUGCUACGAGCUUGUUGUCAUCAACUUGUUACGUGCAGAAGAUAUCAGACUUGUUGGAACAACUUGUUGCGAGUCUGUUGGCCUCGUAAUCAACCUUGUUACAAAAUCAUAACAACUUGUUCCAUACUUGUCAUACGUGUCUAGCUUGGAAUAACUUCUCAUUCCGGAACGAAUUCCCAACGGGAUAAUGUAGCCACAAAAUACUCUCAGCCCUGAGCGGUCUGAAUUUUUGUAACAAUGCUUAUGAUAAUACAAAAACUCCAGACAAGGUUAGCAGCAUUGGUUGUGGAUUACAUUUUCGAACGUGAAUGUUUCGGAUUUCAAAUAUUGGGCCACCAAUAAUCAAACUAAACUUUUACAAAUAUUAAGAUAUGAUUUUUUUUCUGUGUUGGUGUUGUGUACUCAGGUGAAUAUGAUGUUUGUGGUGUUACUCUGAGUGUAUAUCCACACUGGGCGAGCUUGAAAUAUAUACCCGGCCACGGUGGGAAUCGAACCUACGACCUUUGGAAUACUAGCCCAAUGCUCUGCCAACUGAGCUACGCGGUCAGGACGGUUCGAGUAAGUGAUAUUUCGGAACAGAAUCUACAACACCAACACAGAAAUCAUAUUACUAACUAGAUCACACUGGUACCAACACAGAAAAAAAAUCAUAUUACUAACUAGAUUACACUGGUAUCGAAGGAACUAGAUUCUGUUCCGAAAUAUCACUUACUCGAACCGUCCUGACCGCGUAGCUCAGUUGGCAGAGCAUUGGGCUAGUAUUCCAAAGGUCGUAGGUUCGAUUCCCACCGUGGCCGGGCAUAUUUUUCAAGCUCGCCCGGUGUGUAUAUACACUCGGAGUAACAUCACAAACAAAAUAUUAAGAUAUUACAACAUGCUACUGAUUUACAAGAUUCCCGUGCGGGAAUCCGUUUCAUAUGGAGUGUAGGUUGUCAAUUUCUCUUUCGAAUUGACUAAGAAAGCAUAUUGCUUGUACAUUUUGAGGUAACUCAUCAGGUCCACAACACUUUGUAACUAAAACUUCGUUUACCAUAGUUCGUUCGCGGUUUUGGCACAAUUAAGGUGUUUUCAGAGUUUCUCAAAUAGUAUGGUAAAACCUUCAAAUACUUCUCAUUGCCAAUUCCUAUUUUCUUCAGUGCUGGUUCGUCUCCAUUGGCAUCCAUGUUCCAAACUCCAGGGAUGCAGAGCGUCAUGGAUCAGAUGACACAAAAUCCGGAACUUAUGCAAAAUAUGAUGUCAUCUCCAUAUGUUCAAAAUAUGAUGAGCCAGAUGGCACAAAAUCCAGAACUCAUGGGCUCGGUAAGUAUAAGUACAUGCAUUCCUCUUUUCAACAAAAAAUGUAGAUCCCAAAAAAAUUCUGGGUUCCGAUACUUUUCCUAUACCUCUUUGAAGUUUAAUCUCAUGUGUUUUUUUACAGAUUCUUCGCGGCAGCCCUCUAUUUGCAGGCAAUCCUGAGUUACAACAGCAGGUAUUUCAAAGUAUAUUGUACAAGAAACUACCCGAGAAAGAAUUAUCGUAUAAAAUUCUAAACGGCCACGCCACACCGAAUCUAAGAGAAUCCUUCCAAUUAAAUAAUGAAACGGAUAAAACCUCUUAGAAAUAGUUCUCUAUAAGCCGACGAAAGAUUUCGGCAAGAGGUGUUCUAAUAAAAAAGCACUUUGCAAGAGCCUACCUUAUGAGAGAAAAAAUCACUCCAUCCCUAUGUGCCUUUAAAACGAUUAUUAAACAAAAAAUGCUUUGAAACUGGCUCAUCAAUUUUCAUUUUUGAAUCUGUAUAGGAAUGUUCGGUAUGAGAAAUUUCCGGUAUCGGUAUACCGAAAAAAUUAUACCGAUAUUAUCGGUAUACCGGUUUUCCUUUGAUAAUUAGAAAGGAAAAUUCUUUAAUGGAAAUUUGAAGGAAAUUUUGAGUAAUUCUAAAAGGGAAAACGAUAAUUUCGAAGCUGUUUCGAACAUGUUUCGAACGACACGUACUCAGUGUAAAAUCUGACUGAAGUGGAAAUUCUAAAUCAUUGCAGUAGGAAGUUCUUUGAAUUGCCAUUCAGUAGUAAAAUAAAGGUUAUGGUUUCGCCAUAUAGUUGGUAAAUUUAACACGGUAUACUGAAAAAUUCCGGUAUAUCGGAAAUUUCGGUAUAUCGGUAUGGUUGAAUAUCCGGUAUCGAUAUACCGAUAUUGAUUUAUGAUACCGAUAUUUUCGGUAUAUCGGUAUACCGAACAGUCCUAAAUCUGUAUGUGAUAUGUAUUUUCAUAGUGUUCUCUUGCUUCUGCUUUCGUUAUUUUUUAUUUUGAUUAUCUUCCUCUGUUACAUACUGCGUGUAUAUAUUGUUUAUAUGUUUGUAUUGUUUAAUCACACCCCUCGUAGAAAGCCCAGCUUUUAGUAGUUGUUAAAGCUAGCGUGUUCAAAUGAAGAGACGCUAGCUACAGUACACGCUCCCUGUUCCAAAGCUAUACAGUACAUACAAAGUCAAAACUAUAAAAACGUACUGACCUAUGCAUACAGAUAUAAAUCCACAGAGAUGUAGCUCGACAGUAGGGGAGUGCAUAGACGGAUUGUAAAGUUUUGAAACUCUAUUAUCUUCCCUGAAUAGAGUCUGCAGUGUCUUGUCAUGCAAAUAGCUUGCUUGCAAGGAACGUUUGGAAUUUUUACGAACAUUAUUUCUAGUUUUUAAUUCUUUUAUGAAAUAGACUUGCCUAGAUUUAAUCUUUAUACUGCAUCAUAAAUUGCAUCAUAAAUUGUACUCGGAUUCAAACGACACAGUGUCAAUGACUUUAUAAAAGUAAAAGCAUAUUGUGUAUUGGCCUAUUGGGUUUACACUUUUACAGGUUCAUUUAACUUAAACUCUCUCAAGUCUCAACAGACAAUCGGAAGCUAGAAAUCAUGAUUUUAUUAAAAUUUUUCCAGGGAUACUUUGUUUUCUGCUCUCUAGACUCCCCCUCGCGGCUCUAGUGCUCCACCCCUAGAAUACAGUAUAGACCUUAUUGGGGUUUGGUGACACUUUGUGUUGCUUCAGUCACCUGCUCACGGCUCACCCCCCCCCCCUAAAAUUUCUGGCACCACCCCAGUAAAAAAUAUGAAAAUCCGUCUAUGGGCAAGUGUUAACACUGUUUUCUCUUCAAAGGCAUUUUUAAUACUGUUGCUGUAAUUCAACACCUUAAGACAAUUAUGCAUAAGACAAUCAUGCAUGCCUGUUUAUAUGCAAAUCGUUUGAAUUUCAGAAUCACACUUGAAACAAAACAAACAUAUUGCUUCUGAAAGUAGCUCAUUGUAUAUUCUUUGGUUAUGUAUAUGUGAAAGUAAUUCCACAUAAUAUUGCUGUGUGUUAUUUCAGAUGACAGCCCAGAUGCCAAUGCUGAUGCAACAGAUGCAAGAUCCAAGGUUUCAGCAGAUGAUGAACAAUCCACGUGCUAUGCAAGCCAUGAUGCAAGUUCAACAAGGAAUGCAGAAUCUGCAGUCCGAAGUUCCUGGAUUUUUUGCUGGGUCUGGCCCCACACCCCCGACUACUACCCCUUCCACUACCCCUUCCACUACCCCUUCCUCUAACAACCCCGCUACCCCUCCCACCACCACCACCCCGAGUAGCGCUGGGGGUACAAACACUACUCCAGGUGGGUAAUUAACUGAAAAUACAUUGCUUUACAUAACCUACACACCCAAAAAUCUCACAUCUUGCAGCAAGUCUGUCAACAAGUUGUGUUCGCACUGCUUGUCCCAAGUUGUCAACAAGUUUGGAACAAGCUGUUAACAACUUGUAACAACCUUGUUGAUAUUAUUAGACUUGUUGCAAGGUUGUUCCAACAAGUCCGAUACAGUGUUGAUAUAACAAUAUACUGCUACAACCUUGUGUCAUCAACCUUGUAACAUUCUUGUUAUAUCACGACUGUAUCACACCUGUUAGAACAAUCUUGUAACAAGUGUGGUAAUAAGUUCUUUGUAGGAUUAAACAUACAAUACUUUUUGUUUGUGGAAACAUCAUGUAAAUUUAUUACUGCAGUAAUAAAUUUACAUGGUGUUUCUGCAAACAAAAAGUAUUAAGUGUAGUAAUGCUAUCAAACUUGUUACAAGUUGUUAACAGCUUGUUCCAAACUUACAAGUUGUUAACAGCUUGUUCCAAACUGGGAACAAGCACUGUGAACACAACUUGUCGACAGCUUGUGGACAAAUUUGCAACAAUUUGUUCACAGUCCUAUAACAACUUGUGAGUUUUUGCGUAUGUAAGUAUGAGCAGCUGAUAUGUAUUCGAUUUGCAUGUGCAAAAAACUGAUGGCUUGUGAACAAGAUGUGUUCGCACUGCUUGUUGUUGACAAGUCUAGCACAAGUUGUUAUCAUCCUGUAACAAGGUUGACGAGGCUAACAGACUCGCAACAAGUUGUUCCGACAAGUCUGGUAUCGUUUGCACGUAACAAGUUGUUAACAAGUUGAAGCAUGACAACAAGUUCGUAUAGCAUAGUUACGAACAGGCUGUAUUAGUCUUGUUGGAACAACUUGUAGCAAGUCUGGUAGACUGGUACCGUCAUCAACAUUGUAACAAGAUGUGAUAACAACUUGUUCCAGACUAGUCACAACAACUGGGGACAAGGAGUGCGAACAUGUUCAUCCUGAUAUAACAACAACUUUGUUACAACUUGUUUGAAGAUAUGCAUCGUUACAGGUCUGCAAACAAGUUGUUAAUCUGAUAAUAUCAACAAGGUUGUUGCAUACAAGUUGUUAACAGCUUGUUCCAAACUUGUUGACAACUUGGCCAAGCAGUGCGAACACAACUUGUUGACGGCUUGUUAUAGCAGACUUGCUAGUUGCUACCUAAUCCUGAGCACAGGCGAAUAAAUGUUUGCGAAUAUAUGUUUCGCUGGAAUACAAAAACAUAACUUGUUUUUCUGCUUUUCUUUAGCCACUGCUGAUCCAAUGAUGAGCGCUUUAAUGAGUCAGUUUCUAACUUCCUCAAUGGGUCAAGUACGCGUUCACUUCUACAGAAUAGUUUGAACUUCUUUUGUCAUGUAGCAUCUUAAUUUUUUCCCCCCUAAGUAAGGCAUGACAGCUGUGAUUUUACUUUACAGACAACGGCUCCUGAAACAAGAUUUCGCGCACAACUUGAACAGUUAACCGCCAUGGGAUUUUCUGAUCGAGAACGAAAUUUGCAAGGUGAGAAAUGUUUUUUGGCUGUGUAAAUAUAAGGAUUAUUGUAGGCGCUCAUCCGAUUAAUAUAACAUCACCGUAUCCAUGAACUUGUGGUUAGAGCUCGACAACUGGCCUCUGUAGCUCAGUUGGUUAAAGCGCUGUACCGGAAUCGCAGGGCCGGGACCUACAGUAUAAUUACAUUAUAUCAGUUGUAAGAUGUUUUGGUUCUGCCAGGGACCUACAGUAUAAUUGCAUUAUAUCAGUUGUAAGAUGCAAGACGAAUUAUCUAGGUGAACAAGCUAAUGACUGUAUGGUUUUUUUUCAGCCCUGAUUGCAACUGGAGGUGACGUAAACGCUGCUGUGGAAAGGCUUCUUAGCGGAUAAAUAACACAACUUGAUUGAACACGAGCUAACGGGACAAAAUUACGAAUACGAUUCACGGUUUUGUAACUAUUGAAUCUUAAAAUUUAUGGCCGUGCAUGCGUACUAGAAGGCUAUACCCCUCAACUGCCGUUUGUUUGGAAUAAUUUGAAUAAGUUUGAUGAUGUAUGAGAGAGUCGCAUGCCUUCGAGGUGUUAGCUGUAGUGAAGAAUUUAGCGUUAAAUUAUAGGUUUGCGCUUGCGACCAUGUUGGAGAGACGCUAAGGGGGACUGGUCAUUAUUUAUGGCGGGGGUGGCACCGAAAAGAAAUGUUUUUCUUAGUAAAAGUUUUGCUGAUCGAACCAUUAAAAAGUCAAAUUUUAAAAACUUUACAAAAGAAUACCAUUCAGUUGUCGCACAUGUCCUUUACCACUUCUGUGACACGAGUUUGAUAACUGCUUGUGCAAUUUUCUGCAGUCUAAAGUUUCAUGUUGUCUGCACAUGUACUUUCUUUCAAGACACCAUUUUGCCUCCUGACAAAUCGGAAAAUGAUCAAGAUAGUGACUCUGAUUAAUUUACAUAAUGUAUUGACAUAUGACUGUUGACAUUGCUCUUUAGUCUUCAAUAUUUGAGUGAGUCAUGCUUUGGAAAUGACAAUACAUUUGUAUUACCCAACCUUUGGGUCGUUUUGUUUUUCAUUUACCCAACCUUUUACUCACUUUGUUUGCCCAACCCUUUUCUCUUCGGUGCUACCCCAUAAAUAAUGACCGUUCCCUAACAACAACAAAAAACAAAGCAGCUAUUGUAUUUGGAGUGUAUUUUUCAGAGAUGAAUGGAAAUUAAGAUUCUAUCAUGUUAAGUUUUAUUUCAUCGCUAAAUUUUUCCUUUGGCUAACACCUUUUAUACAUAUGUAUUAGGAAAACCCUGCUAUUAAUAUUUCUUAUAACAAUAACACAAAAGUUGAACAUCUUUGCAUAGUGACUUGUGAAUGGUGAUCAUAAUAUGGUAUUGAUAUAAACUGAUCUUAGAUGUUAACAUCUGGAGUUAUUGCUGGUGUUUUAAACUUUUCCGCGCAGAUAUAGUUUGCCCGAAUAUUUUUUUUUAUCAAAGUGGCUCGUACUAUGAAUUUGGACCUCCACCCUAAAAAAUCUGCUUGAACAUGAUUAGCGGAACUUCUACUGUUAGAGUGUGUUGCUUUCUUGAAACGAUCUAACUGAUUAGUGAACUCACGAGAAAAUACUCAGAAUUCUCUAGUUAAAUAUCAUGGUUUUAUAUGUAACAGGUCGAGGUUGUUAUACAGCCAUAUUUUCAGACACACUGUACUUUAACAAGCAAAUGAUAAAACGCCAAUAUAAACUUUAUAAACAAGAGAUAAUC
Messenger RNA from Paramuricea clavata, 12764 nucleotides. The record is from the annotation of a GenBank genome assembly. NCBI's taxonomy places the organism in Eukaryota, Metazoa, Cnidaria, Anthozoa, Malacalcyonacea, Plexauridae.